Molecule: messenger RNA, 2999 nt
Organism: Physcomitrium patens
Lineage: Eukaryota; Viridiplantae; Streptophyta; Bryopsida; Funariales; Funariaceae
Biological process (GO): regulation of DNA-templated transcription
Molecular function (GO): DNA binding
Source: RefSeq, a predicted model, not a curated record
GGUGUCACAUCCACCCACAUCGACGUGGAGCAUAGCAACGGUGCAGCAGAGAAUUGAAGGCCAUCAGCAUCCAAAACUGCAGCCGCAGCAUCAGCAUCCUCAUCGUUCUUGCCAUCUCCCCACCUGCGAGCAGCCCCUUUCUUUCAUCCAGCCUUUACCAGCGCCGCCUUACAUAAGUCUGCAUCGAUACUUCCAUCUCGACCCAUCUUGCUGCUUUGCAACACUGGAGGUGCUCGCCGUUGAUGUUAUCGUCAUUCUUCGGUGUCAGGACCGGAACCAGCUUGAUCAGCUCGCAGCUUGUUUUGUACAGUUGAAGAAGUUGAGUGGACGGGAGACCUGGAGCUGUGGUGUCUGUCAGCAUGAGCUUAGCGAUGAUGCACGAGGUGGGAUUGCCGCUGCGAGAAUACUCUAGAAGAGGAGGUGAUCCUGCUGCUGCAGUGGAGAUGCGCUUGUUUGCGACCGCGUCAGAUGGGGCGUUGGUUGGCUUGAGCCCCGCCAGGCUUGUUUGCACACCAGCGUUGCAGUCAUCGAGGGAGGUGGAGAAUCUGCAUCAUACGCACAAGAAGCGUGAAAUCCCAUGUUGUCCCUGCCGUUGCGUCACCGGGAUAAUUUCGAGAGGUCUGUCUCGAGCACCUCCAGUAGGAAGUUCUUCUCUAAUGGAAGUCUCGCGGACACAGCUCACAGCGUCGGCAGGAGCAUCGCCAGAAGGCCGCGUCGUGCGAAGAAUCGCCCAAAUCAGCGCUGAGACCCAUGAUCUUUUAGGUACACUCGAUCAACUAGCGGAUUCUGGAACAAAGCUUGUUGAGGCCGCCGGUGUUGAUUUGCAAAGUUCGGUCCCUGAAAUACAUGGAACGGGAGAUUCUGCUCAACCGGUCGCUGAGGUAGUUAAAAUUUUGAAGGCAGGAUCUUAUCUGUCUCGAAGAGUAUCCCAAGUCUGUCAACCCGGGUUUGUUCACGGAAAAACAAGUCUUUCAUUACCACCACAUCAACCUCCAUUGACGAGCUACUCGGCAGUGCACCAAGCGCACGCAGCUUGGCUUAAGAAUCAGACGACGGAUGUAUUACAUAUCACAGCAAUUCGAAAUUCCAAGGCCGUCUCUUGCUUGGCCACGAUGCCUAUGGCGCAGCAAACAUCGAGCCCAAGCAGCCACAAACAUGCUCUCCCCUGCACCGUUGACAGAAAUUCGAAACGAGUGUGUGUUGGUUUAGAUGAUCGUCGGUUCAAACGAGCAGCAGACGAACGGAGGCCGAAUCGUCUUGGUCGAGAAGCUUCACCCAACUUGAACUUCAGAAAUACAGAAUGUGGUGACAUUCCAAUAGCCAUCGCAGCCAACACUCAUGUGCAGCCGGCGGCUCUGAUCCGUAACACCGGUAAACCCAAACCUAGCAUGAUCCUGAAUUCAAAGUUUCUAGCACCAAUCCGAUCUCUUCUGAGGUUUCACUAUUUUCAAGGGCAUCCUAAAAAACGAAGGCGGACUGCGGCGGGUCAACAUGGCAGCACUCCUGCAUCAGAAACCCGAGAGAUUCCAGCCAGCCGCCACACAGGGCAAAGCGCCGAAGUCCAUGACGGCCAUCCUGAGCCCCUGAAUCAUGGUCUCAAGCCCCCACAGGUGCCAGGUUCUCUGGUUGGGACUAAUCUGAAUGCAGCCGCUGCUCUGGACACGCAACGAGUAGAGGAAACAGCCUUCGACAUCGACGAAGCAGAGGAUCUCGCAGAGAGUCAAUCGAGAAAGGAGAAGCUUGAAGUUCUGCUGCGCUCGGUGGAGAGCAAUUACGAGGCUUAUCGAGCGAACGUGUUGGAAAUGAGAAAUAACUUUGACCAAUUCGGAGGACGAGAAGGGUCCCUGCUCUACACCGCGCUUGGCCUGCAAGCCAUGUCUCGCCGCUUCAGGAUAUGCAAAGAUGGUAUCACGAGGCAGUUAAGGGUUGCUACAAGGGAAAUGGACUUGUCCUCCCAGCUCCGUCAGGCGAGAUGUAAGGUGCAUCCAGAGCGGCAGCUGCUGAAGCCAAACCACCGCGGGCCGGACCUUCAUGCAAGACUUCCGGACAGUGCCACUGAUAUUCUACGCCGUUGGUUGUUUGAACACUUCCUUAAGCCGUACCCUCAGCAUCGGGACAAAUGCUGGUUGGCAGAGCAGACUUCUUUGAGCAGAUCUCAGGUGACCAACUGGUUCAUCAAUGCACGGGUUCGGCUGUGGAAACCCAUGGUGGAGGAAUUGUACGAGCAAAUCCAGCGUGAAGAUGAAGCUGAGCAAGCUGCCCGAGAGAGCUCGGCAAAUUCUAGACAAUCAUCUCAAGACGGCAUCUAUAGUUCUGGUAGUCACCACAACGUUGAGCAUGAUUUCAUGCUGCAGGCGGGUACUAUCAGAGGAACAAGGUCCAGUGCUUUACAUCCUGUGAUCAUCAGAACAAGUUAAAUAACUCAACCACCGUGUAUGGUACCAGGGCUGUUUGAGACUUAUUGUUAUAAAACUCCACGGAAAACAAGAUUCGUUGUUUACACCGGGAAUUGCUAUUAACACCAGAAAGUUAGGAAUGUAGCAAAAGACAUUCUGGCUAUCAAUGGUUGUGGUUGCAGUGCCGCAGUUUCGCCUAUGAGAGAAGGUUGGGGCUGAGGAAGAAUUCAGAGAAUGAAGGCAUGUUUCUAGUAGAGCACGUCAGGUUAUAACUUUUUAUAUCAAUGUUUUGUGUCAUUUGACAUACAAACAUGUUAUGUUUGAAGAAAAUUAGAAUAAAAAUUAAACAAUUUUUUUUUUUUUUUUUUUUUUUUUAGAAGUAAUUUAGUAGUUAAAGACAUUCUUUUAGUUAUUCUUGAUGCUACUUGGUUCUUGUGUAGCAAUUCUAAUCUCUUGAACUAUUUCAGGAGCUUUUUAAACUUAGGGACAAGAUGAGUGGCCAAAAUUCUUGAGUUCUUUGAUUGGUCAUUAAGCCGUCUUAAUACUUGGAAAAAUCACUCCAAAGACCUUAAGAGAAAAAAAGGUGGAAUGCAUUUUUUUUGA